AUGACCAAAACAAGACAGCAUGAUGAGUCUAACGAAGGCUUCAAACACUGGGAAUUCAUGACUGUCCAUUGCUGGGGUGAAAGGGCAGCUGGAGAAUGGACACUGGAGGUGCAGGAUAAACCCUAUCAUGUUCGCAACCCAGACAUACAAGGCAGGAAGUGCGUGAACUCCUGCCCUCCUGGCUACUUUGGGGACAGCCUGCAACGCAAGUGCCGCAGAUGUCACAGGGGCUGCGAAGCAUGUUUGGGCAGAAGUCAGAACUCAUGCACAGCCUGCAAGCGUGGCUAUUAUCACCAUCAAGAGACAAACACUUGUGUGAUGCUGUGCCCAGCUGGGUUUUACUCUGAGGAUGGU
Thamnophis sirtalis is the source of this 354-nucleotide messenger RNA. NCBI's taxonomy places the organism in Eukaryota, Metazoa, Chordata, Lepidosauria, Squamata, Natricidae. The record is from RefSeq and is a predicted model, not a curated record.